AUGUCAGGCGGUGUCAAAGUGCCCGACAGGGUCAAGGAGGUUGCAAGGGAGGACUUUGACAAGGCAAAGCAGCUCGCUUCAGAUGCCGUGCGGUCGGCCGCCUACCUCUAUCCGUUCAAGGGUAUCCUGUACUUCUUCACCAACCGCUCGCUAUGGAAGCCUCUUGCGGCCAAAUUGAUCCCCACCAUCUCACUUGGCGUCGGCGUGACGGUGUUGAUGUUCGCCGUCACCUACGUGCCUCAAGUUGCGCUCUUGACGCUGUUCAACGGUCCCUUCGCCAUCAUCAGCACCGUUCUCCUUGUGCUCAGUGAAUCGUCGACCAUCUUCAACGUCUUGAGCAAGAAUUUCCUCAUUGACGAUGCCCUCAUCGACACCUUUGAUGGCACUCUUCUCGCUAGAGGUCAGAGCUCUCUGGUGGCCACUGAGCGUCAGGUCAAGUCUGGAAGCGACCCAGUAGGAAAGCUGGGCAAGCUUGUGACGAAACCAUUCGCCAAAUUCACACCCAGUGCCAUGAUCCGGUACUUCAUGUACCUCCCACUCAACUUUAUUCCUAUCGUUGGUACUGUUGCCUUUGUCAUUCUCCAGGGCCGCAAAUUCGGUCCAACCGCGCAUGCUCGUUAUUUCCAGCUGAAGCAGAUGAAGAAGCCGGAGAAGGAGCGUUUCAUCGAGGAACGCAAGGCUGCAUACGCCAGCUUCGGUAUCCCUGCUGUUCUCCUCGAGCUUGUCCCUGUCGCCGGCAUCUUCUUCUCUUUCACCAACACCGUCGGCGCCGCACUGUGGGCCGCAGAUAUGGAGCAGGGCCGCAGCGGUGGCAGCCAGGGUAGUGGAAGCUCUACUGCUCCCAAUCUCCGCAACCAGGCCGAACAAGUCAGGAAGCGGGAGUUGUGA
This is a messenger RNA of Plenodomus lingam JN3, 888 nucleotides long. RefSeq lists its product as uncharacterized. NCBI's taxonomy places the organism in Eukaryota, Fungi, Ascomycota, Dothideomycetes, Pleosporales, Leptosphaeriaceae. The record is from RefSeq and is a predicted model, not a curated record. Gene Ontology annotation, cellular component: lipid droplet; prospore membrane; ascospore wall.